Linum trigynum is the source of this 1608-nucleotide messenger RNA. NCBI's taxonomy places the organism in Eukaryota, Viridiplantae, Streptophyta, Magnoliopsida, Malpighiales, Linaceae. The record is from the annotation of a GenBank genome assembly.
AUGAGGCGGAGGCCGGUGGAUUUCCGACGGCCCGUCAGGAGGAGGUUAUCGAAUGUGGUGUGGUGGACGCUAUGUGGAAUAGUUGUGCUCUUGUUUAUAGUGAUUUUCAGCAAAGAGAGCCAAAUUGAAUCUAAGCAUUCGAUCAUCAGUAAGCAGAACUCUUUUAGAAAUGAGAAAGUUAUGGAAGGGCUGAACGUUACGGAUGAAAUGUUGAGUCCUGAUUCCGUCACCAGGCAGCUCAGUGACCAAAUAUCGCUUGCCAAAGCCUUUGUGGUGAUUGCAAAAGAGAGCAACAAUCUCCAGUUUGCUUGGGAGCUAAGUGCUCAAAUACGGAACUCCCAAGUCCUUCUCUCGACCGCUGCAACAAGGCGAGUCCCCUUAACCACUAGAGAAUCCGACACUGCGAUUCGUGACAUGGCACUUCUACUCUUCCAAGGGCAGCAAUUCCACUACGAUAGUGCAACUAUGAUCAUGAAACUGAAAGCCAAGAUUCAAGCUUUGGAAGAACAAAUGAGUUCUGUUACCGAGAAGAGUUCCAAAUAUGGACAGAUAGCCGCUGAAGAAGUUCCAAAAGGUCUUUACUGCAUUGGUAUACGGUUGACUACCGAGUGGUUCAGAAACUUGAGCUUACAGCAGAAGAUCAACGAGAGAAUGCAAAUGGAAGCAAAACUCAGAGACAACAGUCUCAAUCAUUUCUGUGUCUUCUCGGACAACAUUAUUGCUACUUCAGUAGUAAUCAAUUCAACAUCCAUUAAUUCAAAGAACCCAGCUCAACUUGUCUUCCAUAUAGUAACUGAUGAAAUCAACUAUGCUGCAAUGAGGGCCUGGUUUGGCACGACCCAGUUUAAAGGAGUGACUGUCGAGGUUCAGAAGUUUGAAGAUUUCAAAUGGCUGAAUGCUUCAUACGUUCCGGUUCUGAAGCAGCUUCAGGAUGCUGAGACACAAAGCUAUUACUUCUCGGGUCAUCAUGAUGAUGACAGAACUCCAAUCAAGUUCAGGAAUCCAAAGUACCUAUCAAUGCUGAAUCAUCUCAGGUUUUAUAUUCCUGAAGUGUUUCCUGCAUUGAAUAAGGUAGUAUUUCUCGACGACGAUGUGGUUGUUCAGAAAGAUCUAUCUGGCCUAUUUUCGAUUGAUUUGAAUGGCAAUGUGAAUGGGGCGGUGGAGACAUGCAUGGAGACAUUUCACAGGUACCAUAAGUAUUUGAACUACUCCCACCCGCUCAUAAGAGAGCAUUUUGACCCAGAUGCUUGUGGGUGGGCAUUUGGGAUGAAUGUGUUUGAUUUGGUGGAGUGGAGGAAAAGGAAUGUCACUUCCAUAUACCACUACUGGCAGGAGAAGAAUGUUGACCGGACGCUUUGGAAGCUCGGGACGCUUCCACCGGGGCUUCUGACCUUCUAUGGCUUGACUGAGCCUUUAGAUCCCACGUGGCAUGUGUUGGGAUUGGGGUACACGAAUGUCGACCCUCAUUUGAUCCAGAAAGGAGCUGUGUUGCACUUCAAUGGGAAUUCCAAACCAUGGCUGAAGAUUGGGAUGGAGAAGUAUAAGCCUUUGUGGGAGAAGUUUGUAGACUACUCUCAUCCUUUGUUGCAGCAGUGCAACUUCCAUUGA